This is a messenger RNA of Petromyzon marinus (sea lamprey), 2115 nucleotides long. RefSeq lists its product as uncharacterized. Gene Ontology annotation, cellular component: nucleoplasm. NCBI's taxonomy places the organism in Eukaryota, Metazoa, Chordata, Hyperoartia, Petromyzontiformes, Petromyzontidae. Gene Ontology annotation, biological process: regulation of cytokine production; negative regulation of transcription by RNA polymerase II; regulation of immune system process. The record is from RefSeq and is a predicted model, not a curated record. Gene Ontology annotation, molecular function: DNA-binding transcription repressor activity, RNA polymerase II-specific; RNA polymerase II cis-regulatory region sequence-specific DNA binding.
AUCGCGAUUCUUUCGUCGCUCGGGCCUGGACCGUCGCGCGGCGCUCGCGUCUCCCGCCACCGCCGCCGCCGCGAGUGCAGGGAGUCUCCUUGCACGAGCGACGAAGAUGCCAAGGCCCCAGGCUCAGCGCGGCGCGGUGCAGGGCGAGGAGAAGCCCUACGUGUGCACAGUGUGCAACAUGAGCUUCACGCAGAUCGGAAACCUCAAGGACCACCAGCGCAUGCACACGGGCGAGCGGCCGCACGUGUGCAUGGAGUGCGGCAAGGAUUUCCUGCACUUGUCCUCGCUGCGGGCCCAUCACCGCACGCACACAGGCGAGCGGCUGCAUGUGUGCAACGAGUGCGGCAAGGGCUUCUCGGACACGUCCAACCUGAAGAAGCACGUGCGCACGCACACGGGCGAGCGGCCCUACAAGUGCGAUGAGUGUGGAAGGGGCUUCUCGCAGGCGUCCACACUCAAGGUUCACCAGAGGUCCCACCGCGAGGCUAUCGAGAAGGCGUCCGCCGUCGACACCAAAACCCCCAAGAGGCGGCAGAGGGGCAAGGGCCAACAGCCGCACAUGUGCACGGCGUGCGGGAAAGUCUUCAAGCACCUGUCGUCCCUCAAGGUCCACCGGACCAUCCACACGGGCGAGCGGCUGCACGUGUGCGACGAGUGCGGCAAGGGCUUCUCAGACACGUCCAACCUGAAGAAACACGUGCGCACGCACACGGGCGAGCGGCCCUACAAGUGUGGCGUGUGCGCCAAGGGCUUCUCGCAAGCAUCCACCAUGAGGAUUCAUCAAAAGAUGCAUUCCCUGGAGACGCCGGUCCCGGGAGAGGAGGUGCAGGUGGAGGCUGGGAGCUACGAGCUGCCAGAUGAGAUGGGCCCCCCAGGAGAUGGACCCGUGCCCCUUGGCUGGGUGGACGGGGAGGAGGACGCAUUGGGAGACCGGGAUGUGGAAAGUGAAUGUGACAUGUUCAGUGACGGUGGGGUAAACGAGAAGCCGUACAUGUGCACGGUGUGCGACAAAAGGUUCGCCAACGUUGGAGGCCUCAAGGACCACCAACGGACACACAGGGGCGAGCGGCCGCACGUGUGCACGGCAUGCGGCAAGGACUUCCUACACCUGUCCUCCCUCAAGGCCCACCAGCGAACGCACACGGGCGAGCGGCCGCACAUAUGCAAUGAGUGCGGCAGGGGCUUCUCGGACACGUCCAACCUCAAAAAGCACGUGCGCACGCAUACGGGCGAGCGGCCCUACAAGUGCGGCGAGUGCGAAAGGGGCUUCUCGCAGGCGUCCACGCUCAAGAUCCACCAAAAGACCCACCGCGACAAGGAGGCGAAGGCCGCCCUGGGCCUGGCCGUGAAGUAGGCGCCGACGCCCACGGCCCUGCUUGUGCCGGCGGCUCAGCGAAGGUGCAGGUGGAAGGGGAGUUCCGUAGCUCCGACGCGUUUUUUUUAAUUAAAAAAAGAAAAUCUGACAUUUUUGCAUUGCACUGCAAUUCUGUCACAGUUCAUUCAAAAGUGAAAAUGUUACUUUGCAGUGAUGAGGCGUUUACUCCAAAAGCAGGAAAGUGUUGGGCUAAAAAUUGGAACGUAAUGUAUGUUUUGGAAUUUUGGGAAGGGUGGUUGGUGUCUGUUUGGUGUGCUUUGCUCUAUUUUGGGUCUUCUUAAAACUGCAGUUGUUUUGUUUUUGUGUUCCCAACUGUGCGUAGACCACUGAGGCAGGAGCACUGGAAUUUGACAUUUGCUGACUGUUGUACUCAAAAGGUCAUGUAACGAUACUUGGACCUUGUUUUAAUUGCUUUUUCUAUCUGCUGUGUACGAGUAACCACGCUACGGUAAUGCUUAGCGUUCCCCUAAUUCCCGGAAGGUAUAUGUAAUGUAAAUAUUACAAUACUGUGUUCGUUGUGCUCUAAAUACCAUGGAGCGUUUUUUUAAUAUUACAUGAUAAAAGGCUAAAAUACUAAUUUCUUCAAUCAUCGAACAUUUUUUGGCCAGAGCUUGGGGAUAUUUAAAAAAAGGUGCGCCACGGUGGUGAGAAGUUAACUAUCUUGCCUGGUAUACGGGAUGUCAUGGGUUCGAUCCCGACCCUGACGCCUGUAUAUUUGUAAUUUGCAUCCUCUCCCCGUG